GUCACCAUGGUCGAGUGCACCAAAUGCGGCAAAGACUCGAGCGAUUACGCCGGCUUCGCUAAGACCGCUGUAGCCUGCACGGCAGCAGACUGCGGAACUGCAGGCCGCGGAUACAAGAAAUGCCACGCCUGCAUCUUUGUCAGCGGGCGCAUGGCCAAAUGCUGUGGCUCGAGCGAGUGUAGCGGCACGGGCAAGAGGAAAUGUGCGACCUGCAAGGGCACGGGCGUCGAAAAGUACGUCAAGAUGGCGUGCACCGCGACACACAGGAAGCGAACGACGCCGGUCGGGGGCCGUUCUUAG
Molecule: messenger RNA, 300 nt
Organism: Parathielavia appendiculata
Lineage: Eukaryota; Fungi; Ascomycota; Sordariomycetes; Sordariales; Chaetomiaceae
Exons: 1
Source: RefSeq, a predicted model, not a curated record